CUCUCCAUCUCGCUGCUCGUCUUGAGCUCUCCCACGUCUAAUAUCUGAGCCACCUGCGUCUGAAGUAGUGAAAGACCACGCUAACCCAAUUCCGAGAUCGCUCUGAGUCGUCGCCAUCAUGGAGGUACUUCUAGGAAUCACUGGCAAGGACUUUACCCUCAUUGCCGCUUCGAAAGCCGCUAUGCGAGGCGCCACCAUCCUGAAGGCCUCGGACGACAAGACGCGAGAACUCAACCCGCAUACGUUGAUGGCAUUUUCUGGAGAGGCUGGUGAUACUGUGCAAUUCGCCGAGUACAUCCAAGCGAACGUUCAGCUAUAUUCGAUGCGCAACGGCAUGGAGCUCUCACCUUCGGCGACCGCCAACUUCGUCAGAGGAGAGCUUGCACGAGCGCUGCGCUCAAGGAGACCCUACACCGUGAACCUGCUUCUCGGUGGAUACGACAACAUUGCGGACAAGCCUACACUGUACUGGAUCGACUACCUAGCGAGUCUGGCACCGGUGCCCUACGCGGCACAUGGAUACGCUCAGUACUACUGCCUCUCGCUUCUAGACAAGCACCACCACCCCGACAUCGACUUCGAGGAGGGCAUGAAGAUCUUGCGCAUGUGCACCGAGGAGCUCAAGCGACGUCUACCAAUCGACUUCAAAGGUGUCCUGGUGAAGGUCAUAACGAAGGAUGGCGUGAAGGAGCUGGACUACGAGGAUGACGCGAAUGUGAAAGUACCUUGAAGAGGGUAGGACGAGCAGCGAAGAUGCGUAAUGGCCGCCCCGCCCUACAAACAUGCGGUGCAUUUCCGCACCAAGCAUGACAAUCCUGUCGGUGGCAAAGGGUUAACGCCCUUCUAAGACAGCACGAGGCCUUACAAGGCUAUGUAUAGAUUGACCUUGGGACGUCUAGACGCGCAUCUUGCAAUGGCCCACAGGUUCAGUCAAUAAAUGAUUACGAAUGACGUACAAUUUCUCGUUGUGACAGAAUUUCUCAUAUAGCUGAAUACUUCUAGAGCCGUUGGUAUUCACAGUUCUAUGUCA
Molecule: messenger RNA, 1030 nt
Organism: Paraphaeosphaeria sporulosa
Lineage: Eukaryota; Fungi; Ascomycota; Dothideomycetes; Pleosporales; Didymosphaeriaceae
Product: N-terminal nucleophile aminohydrolase
Exons: 4
Coding region: 119-730 (203 amino acids)
Biological process (GO): proteasomal protein catabolic process
Cellular component (GO): proteasome core complex; proteasome core complex, beta-subunit complex; cytosol
Molecular function (GO): peptidase activity
Source: RefSeq, a predicted model, not a curated record